AUGCAAGUGCCGGUUCUCGGCUGCACUUUCCUCACGCUGUCAGAUCGUGAGGAAAGUACUGCAGAGAACCGGCAGUUGUCAGAGCGGGGAUCGGCACCGAUCAUCAGGGCACUGAUGAUCAGUGCCCUGAUGAUCGGUGCCCAGCAGUGCCACCCACAAGUUCCGCCCACCUGUGCCCUGCUCUCCGCCCACCUGUGCCCAGCAGUGCACCCACCUGUGCCACUCUGCAAUUUCACACACCUGUGCCCAGAAGUGCCACCUACCUGUGCCCAGCAGUGCCACCCACCUGUGCCCAACCACCUUUGCCCACCAGUGCCACCCACCUGUGCCCAC
Messenger RNA from Staurois parvus, 333 nucleotides. NCBI's taxonomy places the organism in Eukaryota, Metazoa, Chordata, Amphibia, Anura, Ranidae. The record is from the annotation of a GenBank genome assembly.